CCCUUGAACAGUAGCCAGAUCCCACCAAAUUUCUUCCAAAAAAAAAUUGAAAUUUUAUCAUCGAUUUGAACGUUUUACAGUUCUAUACGUAAUCUGGGUGUUCGAUUUUUAGUAAUGUCGACAAGUUGCCCUUCGGAGGUCUUUUUUAGCUUGCAGAUGAGAUUACGUCAUCUCUGGAUCUAAGCUCUUGUUUUCAAAAGCGAAUCCGAAUACCAUGAAGACGCGAAAACUUUUUGGGAUUUCUCUUUCUCUCAUAAUCAUCAAUUUAGCCGCCAUAGUAGAGCGUACAGACGAAAACCUGCUUCCAUCUGUAUACAAAGAACUCAGCGAAACUUUCAAUGUGGGCCCCUCCGAUUUGGGCUACUUAAUGUUCAUGAGAAACUUUUUUCAAGGUCUGGCAUCUCCGAUGGCCGGAAUCUUGGUUUUAACCUACGACCGCCCUAGAGUUCUUGCAAUGGGCACCCUUUGCUGGGCGUUAUCCACCGGCGCGUUAGGUGGCAGUCGCUAUUUCAGUCAACUCGCUUUAUGGCAGAUUGUGAAUGGAUUUGGAUUAGCGAUCGUGAUUCCUUCACUCCAGUCGUUUAUAGCUGAUACUUACAGCGAGAAGGUGAGGGGAGCUGGGUUUGGGCUGUUGAACCUUGUCGGCAAGGUGGGUGGCAUUGGUGGUGGUGCGGUGGCUAUGAUUAUGGCCGGCCAUGAGUUUUGGGGUGUACCCGGGUGGCGAUUUGCAUUUCUUAUGAUCUCUGUGUUAAGUUGUGUAAUUGCUUGUCUUGUGUUCAUGUUCGUUGUUGAUCCUAAAAGACUAGUUACUGUUGAUCCUGAUAGAAAGGAACUUAUGGAGGGGAGUCGUGAUUCUGGUUCUUCUUCGGUUUGGAUUGAGUCAUGGAUAGCCAUGAAAGGUGUGAUGAAAGUGAAAACGUUUCAAAUCAUCGUGUUGCAGGGUCUUGUUGGUUCAAUCCCAUGGACAGCCAUGGUGUUUUUCACUUUAUGGUUCCAACUAAUUGGUUUUGAUCACCAACAAGUUGCAACACUUUUUACCCUUUUUGGGGCUGGGUGUUCUCUCGGAUCACUCUUGGGUGGGAUCAUAGCGGAUCGUUUAUCCCAAAUUUACCCUCACACGGGUCGAAUCAUGUGCGCGCAAUUCAGUGCAAUUAUGGGAAUCCCGUAUACUUUCUUUCUCCUACGUGUAAUCCCACAAUCAGUCAACAGCUACCAAAUUUACGCUAUUACCCUUUUCCUUAUGGGACUUACUAUAAGCUGGAAUGGAACGGCAGCCAAUGCACCAAUGUUCGCCGAAGUGGUCCCACCCAAACAUCGGACCAUGAUCUAUGCGUUUGACCGGGCUUUUGAAGGGUCAUUUUCGUCAUUUGCUGCACCUAUUGUUGGGAUUUUAGCAGAAAGGAUUCACGGGUAUGACCCGAAAUCCGUGGACCCGGUUGCGGGGUCCACGAGAGAAGCGUUAGCGCUGUCGAAAGCGCUUUUUUCCAUGAUGGCGGUUCCGUUUGGAAUGUGUAGUUUGUUUUACACCCCGUUGUAUCGGUUUUUAGGCUUGAUCGUGAUAAUGUGCGAAUGGCUAAUCAAAAAGAAGAAGAAAUGAUUUGAUUAAACAUGGUUGUAUACGA
Messenger RNA from Lactuca virosa, 1622 nucleotides. Lineage: Eukaryota; Viridiplantae; Streptophyta; Magnoliopsida; Asterales; Asteraceae. The record is from the annotation of a GenBank genome assembly.